This is a messenger RNA of Penicillium pulvis, 4512 nucleotides long. Its product is annotated as kinetochore-microtubule binding complex subunit SPC105. The transcript has 4 exons. Lineage: Eukaryota; Fungi; Ascomycota; Eurotiomycetes; Eurotiales; Aspergillaceae. Gene Ontology annotation, biological process: mitotic spindle assembly checkpoint signaling; protein localization to kinetochore; mitotic sister chromatid biorientation. Bases 1 to 4512 code for a protein of 1503 amino acids. The record is from RefSeq and is a predicted model, not a curated record.
AUGUCCUCUCGACCCGAUUCUGCGGCCACGCGCCCGCGCUCUCGUCGCUCCAUUGCUCAUGUGCCGCGAUCUAAGAUGACGUCUGGACUGGAUAAAGAAAAUGCGACAACAGAUAUCGGCGCAGCGCCGCCAUUCGGGGCCAACAGCAAAUCUAUCACGAGGGACAAGAAGUCCCGAAGUAAGAGUUUAGGUCCUGGUGGUCUUGAUGCUCUGCAGAAUUCAAAUGGCAAUCGUCGCAAGUCGACGGCCUCUUUCCCCCUGAAAUCCAUUCUAAAGCCCACUGUACCUGUCUCACCGGUGCGCAAUAUCCCAUCCUUCGAGGAAACCCGCCGUCGCACCCCAGCUCGAGAUGCACCUAGCCAAAAAGCCAAUGCCGAUACUCAAAACCAAGAAGGCCUUUUGAUUGAUUUUGCGACCCCAUCUCAACCUCCUGUCUCAGACGCCGAUGACACCUCUAACCCUUUUGAUACCUUUAAUGCGACAUCGGCCAUUCGUGAUGAAAUGGCUGCAACCAAAGAACGUGACGACAAGGAACGCAAGGAACGUGAACGCCAGAACAUUUUGGAGAAACGCGAGGCGCGACGGAAGUCAAUGGCAAAUCGCCGUGUAUCGUUCGCACCUGAAGCUACUCUCCAUACGUGGAAUGUCGUUGAAAUUCCCGAUGACUCAACCUCAUCAUCUGCUGCAAAUUCGACCAGGCGUGCCUCUUCAAUUGCCGGCGCCCAGGGCGAGCACCCUCGGCCCUCUCCAGAAAAAGUAGCUCCCUCUUCUCCCGAUGGAGAUGCGGAGUCCGAAUUUGGCUUCUCGCCAGUUCGGCAACAGGACCUCGAACUGAUAAGAGGUCAAUCUAUGUCGUCUAGGGAAGAUGAAGGUGGCGCAGGCCUUUCCUCAAGUCCUUUUAGCGGAAGCUCGGUCUCUGGAAGCGAAGAUACAGGGGCGCAUAGUUUGGCUGGUGAGGACGACGAUGACCAUUCCUCGGAGUCCGAUGAUGGAUUUGACGCUGAGAGUACCGCCAUGAGUAUGGACGAUAUGACUUCCCGCUCCGCAGCAACCAUGCAGUCGGACGCAACCGCUAGUUCUAGCUCUAGUGCCAAACUCAACGAGGCACUACGCCAAGCUGCAAGAGAGGCCGGGACGCAGCUUCUUGAUGAUGGAAAUGGAGAUAUGUCCAUGGAAAUUGCAGAUGAAGAAAUCACAGGUGCUUUCCAGCCUUGGAUCAAAAAAGGUCAAAGCUUCGACUGGGACGAUAUCAGCUCUCGGCUUGAUCAGGAGAAUGUUGAUCCGGCCAAGGCCGGGUCCGGCGGACAGUAUGCAGAGUCAGAAGGAGACCAAGAUGAAGAACUCAGCAUGGAUGUUACAAAUGCUAUUGGGCGCAUUUUGGGCAAUGGUCGUCGACAAAGCGCCGCCCCUCGCAAAUCCCUUGGCCAGGAAACAACCUACGACGAUCAAACAAUGGAAAUGACUACCAUGGUUGGAGGCAUUGCGCAAGGAACCCCUGCUCAAUUCAACGAAGAUGACACCAAUGAGGAUGAAGAAAUGACCAUGGAGUUCACUGCAGCUGUUGGUGGUCUUUUGAAUAGAUGGCCAUCUCAAAAUCUACAAGAUCCUGAACAGCAGAAUUCAUCCACCCCAAAGUCUGAUCGUAUGGACUCCGAGCAAGACAAUGACUCUGAUGGGGGUAUGGAAAUGGAAAUGACAGGCGCUGUUGGUGGUAUUCUACCGCCUGGGCUCCAAACUCAAGACAGGGACCAAGCAAAGAUGCUUAUGGAACUCGAGACAGAGUCAGGACAACUUGGUAGUUCUCCUUUCCAAGAGAAUGUUCGACAAUCACCGGUAAAAUCUCCAGCAAAGUCUCCCCUCUCACACGUUGCCGCCGUGGCCUCUGAGAGUGGUAGCCCUAGUCUGGCAAGUAUUCGAUCCCGACCAUCGCGACGUAGCUCUAUAGCUGGAACGAGUACGCCAGGGACUCCAAAGUCAGCAAAACGCACUCCAUCAAAUAAGCCAUCGACACCUCCUAAACAGUCAACGCCUCAGGUAAAGCCUACUACACCGGGCAAGACCCCUCCGUCCGCCAAUGUUAGCUUUCGAAGCGCUUCGCCGAAGAAACUGUUUCGGCCUGAACUUCAGCAGUCUGCGGAAAGACGCAAAUCUCUUCGCCAAAGCAUAUUUGAACAGAAUAUGGCGACUGGACAGUCAACUCCUCGUAUCGUCUUGCAACCACGAGAGGGCCGUCGCUCCUCAGGGCUUGGGAUCGAUAAGGAGGGGCUUGGAUCUCCUCGCGUAGCUGCGAUACUAGACGAGCGUCCCUCGCUCGGUGAAAGCACCCCACAAUUUACUCCCCAGCAGCCGUCGCGAGGCGGCGUGCGCUUUGAGGAUCCAUUGAAAAUGCAAGAGGAUGAAGAACGAGAUCGCGAGCAGGAAGAGAUGAGGGAAGAUGGUCAUAUCCCUGUAUCUAAAUAUGGAGAUGGCGAUGUGACCUCCAACCUAAGGGAUAUGAUUUCAAGCAUGAGCCCCAAGAAGAGCAAGCUGGGCAACCGAAAGAGUCUGCAUGUUGGUGCGGCUCUUGGCAUCCUAGGCAAACGUCCUCUCGAGCUUGAUAUGGACGAUGAGGAGACGGAAAACUCUCCCAAGAGACUUCGUGGCCGAGAGGUCAGUCCAGUCAAAGGCGUGAGGCUGCCAGCACCAAUAGCUAGCGAUGAGAGAAACCGCCGGUCGAUCCGGUCUCCCAUUCGGAGAGCUCGCAGCUCUUCGCCACUUAAAGGCAGCACUACCCCUACUUCAAUUUCAGAGCUUCAAACCCCCACCAAGACUGGAGCAACUCCCAUCAAAGUGGGAGUCGAUGCCUUACAUAUUGCUUCUGAUCCUCAGCAACCGGAAGAGGAAGAGGUCUCGACUCAAGGUCAAAACACAGACUUCGAACCCAUUCAACUUCAAGAUUUCUUAAACAUGACUAAUAUUCAUUUUAUGGAACUCACGACAACAAAGAGACGGCACACAACUGCCCCUGGAAGUGCUAAAAAGAGGCUGUCGUCCAGAAGAUCGAGCGAGAUCGUUCCCAAGGCAGGCACGAUCACCUUUGAUGAUUGUGUGGCCGCUGGAUUCUGCACAGUCCCCAUGCUUGAACUUUACCAGCACUCCUGUCGUGAAUUGAAGUCUUAUAUCUCUGAAGGUCGGCAGGUGAUUCGGUCCAUUGAAGCAGAAACCUACACUGAGAAUCCCCCUCUUUUCCAGGAGUAUGUCACAGCCCCUCCCGACAUUCGCGUCAUUAUGGACAAUCAGUUCCGAAAUGUCAAGACCCACGCACGAUUACUCAGUAAAGCCACGUGGUAUGAGUGGCGCAUGAAGCUUCUUGAGGGUCUGAUGCAAGGUCUCCAUCGCCAUGUCGAUGAUAUGAAGGCCGAUGACGAAUUGUUGUCCAAGCGUGAAGAACUUCUCGGAAGCACCGUACCUUCGCUCGUGGAGAAGAAUGCCUUACUAGAGGAUGAAGCAAACAGCCUACAGCGAUUGGUGGAAGAGAUGGAAAGCUGCGACCAGGAUGAGCUACGGAAAGCACGUGAGAAGCUGUCCAACGUUGAAGACGAGAUUGAAGUCAAGAAACGGGAACUCCAGCAGCUGCAGAAUGAGGUUCACGAGAAGACUGUGUCGAUUGAAGCUGGCACAGAAAUGCGUGAAGAAUACAUGGCUCAAUUUCAGGAGGCCGAGCGAGUUAAAGAAGAAUGCCGUGGGUGGAGUGCUCGAGAUAUCAGUGACCUUAAAGCUUCCGUUCACCAGAUAGAGCGCCAGACCGGAUGGUCUAUCAUCGCUGCAUCAACACCGACAGAAUCUAGUGAUCCCAUGUUGACUAUGUCAUACCGAAGCCAGCUACAAAUCAAGUUCCACCCCGGAGCAUUCGCCACCAAGAAUUCAACCACCACCGAGAAGGCUAACCUCCCUCUUGAGUUGAUCUUUACCAAGAACAAGGCUAUAUCUCCCAUCGCAUCAUUGGUCCUGCAAUCAAUGCAGCAGCAUCUAGCUACGGUGCAGCAAUUUAAUGUUGCGCCGAAACAUCUUCUCCGCUUCAUAUCUACCGCAUGGGACCGCACUCUUGGCCUUGAAAACGAGGCCCGUAUGCUGGAAUUCUGUGGUGUAACGCGUCUCACCCUUUCCGAUCCAAGAAGCAACCUCUUUCUCCGCGCCCGUUGUACACUCCUCGGCAAUGCCGCUAUUCCAUCUACACCAGGCAGCAAAGGUGCCGCGGCAAAGUACGGCGGGGCUAAGCGGAUUGACGUUGAUUUCAUUGUGCGCACGCGCGUUAACCUGAAGGAUGACUCGCAGAGUAUUGGAAGCUUGGAUUUCGACAUGGAUGUUAUUGCGACCAAAGUCUAUGGCUUCGGCUCUGGUAACAAGGCCGGUUUACCAGACAAGGAGAUGCAAAGUAUUCUAGGCAAGGGGCUUGACAGUGGAGAGGCAGGAGCUCUUGGAAACGGAGUUUGGUGCAAGGCGGUCCAGAAGCUUACAGGGUCUGUGUUUUAA